This is a messenger RNA of Carlito syrichta (Philippine tarsier), 4428 nucleotides long. It is a transcript of the gene ZNF687, whose product is annotated as zinc finger protein 687. NCBI's taxonomy places the organism in Eukaryota, Metazoa, Chordata, Mammalia, Primates, Tarsiidae. The record is from RefSeq and is a predicted model, not a curated record.
GCUAGAGACCGCUGGGUCUCGGCCCGCACCUGGAGCGGAGCAAGUAAGCGUUCCUGGGGUCUGGGACCUGCCGCUAUGGGGGACAUGAAGACCCCUGAUUUCGACGACCUCCUUGCUGCUUUCGACAUCCCUGACAUUGACGCAAAUGAAGCCAUCCACUCUGGGCCAGAAGAAAAUGAAGGGCCGGGAGGCCCAGGGAAGCCAGAACCCCCUGUGGGAGCUGAAUCUGGAGACCCAGCAGCAGCUUCUGCCGGGGAUGGGGCUCCAGCCCAGACCUCCGACCACGGCCUGGUACCACCAGACAUUUCUACAGUCAGUGUCAUUGUCAAGAACACUGUGUGUCCUGAGCAGUCUGAGGCCCUGGCUGGGGCUUCCGGAGGGGAAGGGGCCCGGGCUGCAGGGGUGACUAAGGAAGGCCCCGGGGGGCCUCAUCUGAUGCAGAACGGUUUUGGGGGCCCUGAGCCACCCCUCCCUGGAACCCCCCGCUCUCCAGCUCCUCCCAGUGGGGGUACCUGGAAAGAAAAAGCCAUUGAAGGCAAAGCUCCCUUGGACCUCUUUGCUCAUUUUGGCCCCGAGCCAGGCGAUCACCCGGACCCCCUGCCUCCCUCUGCACCCUCCCCGCCUCGGGAGGGGGCCAUGACUCCACCGCCUUUCCCUCCGCCCUUUGAGCUGGCCCGGGAGAAUGGCCCAGGCCUGCUGCCACCUGGUUCUUCCCCACCACUCGGGGCCUUGAAGCAGGGCGGCUGCAGCCCCCAUCAUCCCCAGGGCCUGGCCCGACGAGGCUCAGGGUCCAGCCCCGAGGCCACAGGCAUCCCUGCCAGGUCCUCCCCUCCCCAGGUUGCCGGAGUGCCCUUCUUCAAGCAGUCUCCAGGGCACCAGAGCCCUCUUGCCUCCCCCAAAGUGCCCGGCUGUCAGCCCCUGAAGGAGGAAGACGACGAGGGGCCGGUGGACAAGUCUUCCCCGGGAAGUCCCCAGAGUCCCUCUAGUGGGGCUGAGGCUGCAGAUGAGGACAGCAAUGACUCGCCUGCCUCCUCCAGCUCCUCUAGGCCUCUCAAGGUGCGGAUCAAGACCAUUAAAACGUCCUGUGGGAGUAUCACAAGGACCGUGACCCGGGUCCCCUCAGACCCUGAUCCCCCUGCCCCCUUGGCGGAGGGGGCCUUCCUGGCUGAGGCUAGUCUCCUGAAGCUGUCCCCUGCAGCACCGACCCCUGAGGGUCCCAAGGUGGUGAGUGUGCAGCUGGGCGAUGGGACGAGGCUGAAGGGCACCGUGCUGCCCGUGGCCACCAUCCAGAAUGCCAGUACUGCCAUGCUGAUGGCAGCCAGUGUGGCCCGCAAAGCGGUGGUUCUGCCCGGGGGACCGGCCACCAGCCCUAAGAUGAUUGCUAAGAAUGUGCUGGGCUUGGUGCCCCAAGCCCUGCCCAAGACUGAGGGGCGGGCCGGGCUGGGGACGGGGGGACAGAAGGUGAAUGGUGCCUCGGUGGUGAUGGUGCAGCCUUCAAAGACGGCCACUGGGCCAGGCACAGGGGGUGGCACGGUGAUCUCACGGACCCAGUCCAGCCUGGUUGAGGCCUUCAACAAGAUCCUCAACAGCAAGAACCUUCUGCCUGCCUAUAGGCCAAACCUGAGUCCACCAGCAGAGGCCGGGCUGGCCCUGCCUCCAACGGGCUACCGCUGCCUGGAGUGCGGGGAUGCCUUCUCCUUGGAGAAGAGCCUGGCGCGGCACUACGACCGCCGGAGCAUGCGCAUCGAGGUCACCUGCAACCACUGCGCCCGCCGCCUGGUCUUCUUCAACAAGUGCAGCCUGCUCCUGCACGCACGCGAGCACAAGGACAAGGGGCUCGUCAUGCAGUGCUCGCAUUUGGUCAUGCGGCCUGUAGCCCUUGACCAGAUGGUGGGGCAGCCGGACAUCACGCCCCUGCUGCCUGUGGCUGUCCCCCCUCUCACUGGGCCGCUGGCCUUGCCUGUCUUGGGCAAAGGUGAGGGGGCUGUCACCUCUUCCACCAUUACUGCAGUUGCUGCUGAGGCCCCCGUCCUGCCGCUGUCCACAGAGCCGCCUGUUGCCCCCGCCACCUCUGCUUACACCUGCUUUCGCUGCCUGGAGUGCAAGGAGCAGUGCCGGGACAAGGCUGGCAUGGCGGCCCACUUCCAGCAGCUCGGGCCUCCUGCCCCUGGGGCCACCAGCAAUGUGUGCCCAAGCUGCCCCAUGAUGCUCCCCAACCGCUGCAGCUUCAGCGCCCACCAGCGCAUGCAUAAGAACCGACCCCCCCACGUCUGUCCUGAGUGUGGGGGCAACUUCCUGCAAGCCAACUUUCAGACCCAUCUCCGGGAGGCCUGUCUGCAUUUCUCUCGCCGUGUAGGAUACAGGUGCCCCAGCUGUUCAGUGGUGUUCGGAGGUGUGAAUUCCAUCAAGUCCCACAUCCAGACGUCACACUGCGAGGUUUUCCACAAGUGCCCCAUCUGCCCCAUGGCCUUCAAGUCUGGACCCAGCGCCCAAGCCCACCUCUACUCCCAGCAUCCCAGCUUCCACACACAGCAGGCCAAGCUUAUCUACAAGUGCGCCAUGUGCGACACAGUCUUCACCCACAAGCCCCUCCUCUCCUCACACUUCGACCAGCACCUGUUACCCCAACGCGUCAGUGUCUUUAAGUGCCCGUCUUGUCCUCUGCUUUUUGCCCAAAAAAGGACCAUGCUGGAACACCUCAAGAACACCCACCCGUCUGGGCGCUUGGGGGAGGAGACUGCUGGGAGAGGGGCCGGGGCUGCCCUUCUGACCCCCAAGACUGAGCCUGCGGAGCUGGCUGUGUCUCGGGGAGGGGCAGCCCCUGCUACGGAGGAGUCAUCUUCAUCUUCAGAGGGGGAGGAACCACCCAGCUCCCCUGAGCCCCCCCGCCCAGCCAAACGGCCCCGGCGGGAGCUAGGCAGCAAAGGCAUCAAGGGUGGGGGCGGGGGACCUGGAGGCUGGACCUGUGACCUUUGCCACUCUUGGUUCCCUGAGCGGGAUGAGUAUGUGGCUCACAUGAAGAAGGAGCACGGCAAGUCAGUGAAAAAGUUUCCCUGUCGCCUGUGUGAGCGCUCCUUCUGCUCGGCCCCCAGCCUGAGGCGCCACGUCAGGGUCAAUCACGAGGGAAUCAAGCGAGUUUACCCAUGCAGGUAUUGCAUAGAGGGAAAACGCACCUUCAGCAGCCGCCUGAUCCUGGAGAAACACAUCCAGGUCCGGCAUGGCUUGCAGCUUGGGACCCAGUCCGCUGACCAGGGGAGUGUCCUGGUUCAGGGUCCUGGUGCCAGAGCCCAGGGGCCGGGUCGGAAACGCCGCCAGUCUUCUGACUCUUGCAGUGAGGAGCCUGACAGCACAACACCGCCAGCCAAGUCCCCCAGGGGCAGACCUGGGUCUGGAGGCCACGGUCCCCUGCGCUACCGGAGCGGUGGCUCUGCCGAACAGAGCCUCAUGGGGGCACUGAGGGUGGAUGGAGGCGCCCAGCAGUGCCUCGACUGUGGUCUGUGCUUUGCCUCCCCGGGCUCCCUGAGCCGGCACCGCUUCAUCAGCCACAAGAAGAGACGCGGCGUGGGCAGAGCCAGUGCCCUGGGGCUGGGGGACGGGGAGGACGAGCCCCCGCCGCUGUCCAGAUCUGACCCCGAUGGUGGAGACUCGCCCUUGCCUGCUUCUGGAGGCCCGCUGACCUGUAAGGUCUGUGGCAAGAGCUGCGACAGCCCUCUCAACCUCAAGACCCACUUCCGCACGCAUGGCAUGGCGUUCAUCAGGGCUCGGCAGGGGGGCAUUGGGGACAGCUAGGCCCCCAGCCUGGGACUGAGCAGCCCCCCUUCCCCAGGAGCCUGGUUUUCCCUGCUGCCUGGUCCCUGGGCUGGGGAGUUCCAUUAACAUUCACAUUUCGUUCAGUUCCGCUCCCCAACCCAAAGAAAAAAAGCUUUUGAGGAUUAUAGUUACUUGCAGCCUCCCUUCAGGUUUGGCCCUGGGGUCCUAGUAGCGUGGAUCUUCCUCCUUCCUCCUUCCUCUUCUGAGCCCAACACUAAUCAUGCUCCUGCUGCAGAACCCAGUGUGGGACUGGGGGUGGGAUGGGACUGUCGGAUGCCGGCUGGCCUGGCACAGGGAAGACUGAUGGCGGGUGCCACGGACACACCCUCCACAGUCCCUCGGCACAGACUGGAAUCCUCUUCCUCUGGGCCGGGCCUGCCCUGGCACCCCCCACCCUGACUCCCUGGCACUCAAGCCCCACCCCUGCAGUGCCUUUCACUUCUUCUUUUCCCCAGAAGUCCAGGGAGGGUUGGGGGGAUGAGUCCUGUCAGGGGAGGUGCAGGGACAGGAGGGGACAGGCUCUCAGGAAUCCUUUAUUCUUGUAGUAAUAAUAAUACUAACGGGGGAAAAAGGAGGGAGAAAACCAGACCAUUAAAUCUGCUCAUGGUUUAACCCCCA